CACGUCAUUUCUUCGCUCUAAAAUUUCUCUCUCUAAAUACCAUGACCGGCGGAAAUGUGCAAAGCGACGACGUAAUAGUCAUCUCAGAGUCGUCGCCCACGGCGGUGGAAGUCGAGCUAGCACGGCAAAAGCUUCGUCAGCACGGGGAAUUGGCUUCAGUUCUCAAUUUUCUCAACGUUUUCGAGCCAGUGAUGCAGAGCAAUAUAAAAGUAUCUGCUGAAGAGAUAGAACAUGCGCUGAUUGAGCAGAACAAGUUGCUUGGUCAGCUUCACAAAGCCCUUUUGAAGGGAAUACAUCCGGUGAGCAAAACACUGGACAGUUCUGAUGCUUGGGUGAUUGUUCUUAGUAAGAAACUUAUGAUGUGGUGGCCAUGGGUUGCUGAGGGAGAUUUUCCUUUAAAUGGAGCCAAAGGAGAGGAGAUAUCUAUAUACAAAGAACUUGAUCCAACAGUUCGUCUAUUUAUUCUUAAAGCACUUUGUGAAGUUCGAGCUGAUCAAGAUGAUAUUGUGUCAUAUAUCAACCACGCUAUAAAAAGUGGUACUGAAGUUUCUACUUUUCGAAAAGAUAAGCUUGCCGGAGAUGAACAUGGAACUGCAUUCUGGUAUGAUGGAAAUGCAACAAUUGGCUAUAGACUAUACAAAGAAGUUCUCACUUUUGAAUCCAAGCCAAGAGUUAAUGUGAAGGAUACUGUGCCAGCAAUCAACUCUCAGUGGGAAACCCUGGCAACAAAUCUUGAAGAGUUCUACAAGAUUGUGGAUGAAUUGUCAUCCAGUGAAGUUAAAUGGGAAGCUGUUGUUAGUAGGACUGUUGAAACUAAUGCCAUUCCUAUCCUUGAAAAACUUCAGAAGAAGAAACAGAGGGCGCUGCAACGUCAGAAAAGAGAACAGAUACUUCUGAAUGGUAUUCGAACUGCUGGAAUAACUCGGUCUUGCCGUAAUCUCAGGCCUGUUAAUUAUAGUUUUGAUGAUUAUGAUAGAACCAUUAAAGAAGCCAUAAUAUAUACAAAGGGCGGACCCAAGAUGAAAAUUCAGUGGAGGCGAAAUCAAAAAAUCAUAGGAAAAAACCUGGAAAAACCUCAAGAAAAAUAAAAAAUUUGAAAAUCUAGUGGGGGCGGCCGACCCCACUUGGCCUCAAGUGGGUCCGCCCCUGAUCCACGAGUACACAUUUCUUUCUUUCUUUCCGAUAUGACAAAUCUGAAAUAGUAGUUAUUCGGGUGGCAUUUUAGUUAAAUAUUUAUAUUGUUAAUGGUUGCUUUAACUUUUCCUUAUUUAGGUUAUAUGUUUACCUCUUGCAUGGUUCAACCUGCUUAUGUAGUUAGAAGUGGUGAUUUACAAAUAUUUUACCUAACUCAUUUAGUCGCACAAGGAUUUGAAUUCCACUUUGCAAAAUGAAGAUCUUGAAACACAUCCUUAUCUGGUUAACUAAAAAAAAUUCAUUGAGUUCAUCAAAUUAGAAAUACAUUGAUUAUUCACAGUUGGCUGCCUGAGAUUAGCAUGUGCAAUUUACAACACAUGCCUCUCUUUCUCUU
Molecule: messenger RNA, 1528 nt
Organism: Olea europaea var. sylvestris
Lineage: Eukaryota; Viridiplantae; Streptophyta; Magnoliopsida; Lamiales; Oleaceae
Product: DDT domain-containing protein DDR4
Exons: 11
Coding region: 42-1088 (348 amino acids)
Biological process (GO): regulation of DNA-templated transcription
Cellular component (GO): RSF complex
Source: RefSeq, a predicted model, not a curated record